UCUAAAGAUGGCUUCCUCAGAGCAAAUUAGAACGUUGCAGGGGAUAAAAUGUUUUUGUAAACAACAAUGAACUUGAUCAACUUAGCAUUGGUGGGCAAGACAAACAACAAGUGUGAAACUUGUUGUUUAGACUGCCAUGAUUCUUCCGCUGUACGCUGAAAAGUUAUAACACAAGACAAAAUAUUAAAAAAAACACUUUCUGCAAGAAGUUGUUUACAAUAUUGACAUUCACUCGUACUCAUUUGUUUUUUGCAGUUUAUAAUAUAUGGUUAAUUUUAUUUCAUUGUAAUAUACCUUAAUGUUUUAAGCAGCAUACGCAUGAAAACGUGAGCUUCAAAAUGUCAAGAAUGUGUCUGUGUUCAGAGGUUCCGGUUGAUUGCCUUGUGCCAAUUAAGAAUAAUUAGCGGGUUUAAAAAGAAUCAUUUCUAUGGAUGCACAGCGCAGAAUCGGUCAGUACCGGGAAGCUCCUGGUUCUGACAUUGUGAAACAAGGACUCCUGAAGAAAUUGAAGACAAUGAAGAAGAAAUAUUUUAUUCUCCGAUCAACAAGCAGCAGUGGGCCCUCCCGUCUGGAUUACUACGACAGUGAGAAGAAGUUCAAAACUGGACAUCUUCCUAAGCGCUCCAUCCAUCUUUUUAAAUGCUUUAAUAUUAACAAGAAAAUUGAUAAGCAUAAAAGUGUGAUUUCAAUAUUCGAAGGAACCGAAUGUUUCUCAGUUAUUGCGGAUUCUGAAGAGGAACAGGAAGAUUGGUUAAGCAAACUUCUUGAAUACCAGAAUGAAUAUCUGCCCGAUGGGGAGGGCCCUAAACCUCAUUUUGAAUAUGUGUGGCAAGGCAGUAUCAAGAAGAAGUCCAAGACCUCUUGUACACGGAUUGAAGGACCAUACAGAUUAUGUUUGUCGAACAAGGAAGUUAGUCUUGUUGAGCUUGACAAAUUUCAUCCGUCAUAUGUCUUUCAGUUCUCCAGUAUACGAAGGUGUGGACAUUCUGACAAUUUCUUCUUCAUGGAGGUUGGCCGUACUGCCGUCACUGGGAGCGGCGAGUUGUGGAUGCUUGUUGAAGACACCCAGACCUCUCUCUAUAUGCACAACAGAAUACUUGAGGAAAUGGCUACCUCCCGAGCCCAGCAGCAGGAAGGAUUCCGUCGCCGUAGCAACACAGGGGGACCCCCGCACUCGUCAGAUCACAGCUAUAAGAUUAGAGGCCGGACAACAAGUGAGAGUCACCAUAACCCUGGGAGUCCUAGGCGAGCACGUGCACCUAUAAACAGACCUCAGUCAACAGUUGUGUAUUCUCGAAGUUCCCAUCCUAACCUUGACCAUAUACCGAGUGGUGGCUCUUCACCUAGCCCAUUUGACACAUCGCUGUUAGAAGAAAUGCGACUACGAUCUGACAGCACGAACUCCCGCACUUCUCACACGUCCCACACUAGUCGACACUCAGAACUGGCCCACGGUCUUUCCUCCUACGAGAAUAUAGAGCGUGCCAUGCCGGACGGAUCUUUUGUCUUAGAAGAUUACGACGAUCCAUCCAGUAGCAAUGAUGACUAUCUACCUAUGAGCCCAGGGCAGGCCAGCCCGGUUCAAAGGUCAAGGUCAAGGUCACCUACACCACCAGUUAAGACACUGGAAAUGAAGCAAGGUCAAACCGCCUUCUAUGAUGAUUAUUUGUCGAUGACCCCCGGUCAGCCAGCAUCCCAAGGUCAGGCUCAUGGACAUGGUCAAGGUCACAAGAUCCGAACACUGACCCCUCCACCACCGACUGGAAAUAGUGACUAUUUGGCAAUGACCCCAGGCUCAGGUCAAAGGUCAAUGACCCCAUCUCCAACCAGGCAUUUAGAAAGGCCAGCUUCAGCUGGCUCGGAAGGCCAAGACUCUACGGGUAAAGGGGACGGGUACAUGGACAUGAAGCCUGGUAGCGGCGUUAGCAGCCCGGGUAACGAUAGUUAUAUGAGCCGGACCCCACCCCCCUCUGGUCACGCUCCACCAGACAAGAGCGGAUAUGUCAGCAUGGCGCCACCUGUCACAGCAGCAGGGAGUGGUUACAUUGAUAUGACGCCUGGACAGAGAACUCCCACAGACCUAGGCCCGGGCUAUAUGAUAAUGGAAGGCAAUAAGACCCCACGCAUGACGGCCCCUAUCCCCAUCAGGCCCAAGGAGCCAGGGUACAUGGAUAUGAUACCCACUGGUCAACCUCUGGCUACAGUCAAGGAGAGCGGUAGUGGUGAGGCGUACCUUCCGAUGUCGCCCUCUGGUCAAAGCCCCAUGUCCAUGGAAAGCCUAAAACCAGUGAAAGCAUACAGCUACCUCUCUGAUUCCGAUUCAGUAUCGGGCGAUUUUCCAAAACGGGCUUACUCUGUAGGAAGUCGCCCAGUUACCAAGCCCACUUAUAAGUAUCAUCAGCAGCCGGAUUUUCUCCGAAGGGAGCAACGAGAUAGCAGCAAAAGCAGCAGUGCUCCUCAUUUGAUUACCAACAAGCGACCUCCAUACAUUCAAGGUCACCAAGAUGGCUCAUAUUACGCGUCGAGUCCUUUAAGUACUUCAGUGAAAUCGGAAGACUCGGACAGUUUUAUGGAAAUGGAUUUCAUUCGUCCAAGAACUUCGAGUGAUAGUUACGGCUGUCGACCCCGAGCAUCAAGCUUCGGCAAACAGGUCACCCAGCCCCACAGGCCAAGAUCAUCCAGCUAUGGUCAGGGGUCUAAAGGCAAUAUGCGGCACUUGAUUGCUAAUUUGAGAAAUGAUUCCUUUGAAUCAAUUGGAAACACAUCAACAGAUAUGUCAGGCAGACGUCGAUCACAGGAAUCCAUUGAGAAAAUGUCUAGCUCAAGUCGAAAUUCCUCAAAUGACUCUUUAAAAAAACUUAAUGAGGAUUCUUAUGCAAAAAAAAACUUCCCCGCGUCUGAAUAUAUGGACAUGGGAUUCGAUAAACGCAAGACACCCUCCCCAAAUGUUCAAUCUGCGAUGUCCCCACAGCCAAAUAUUACUGGUUAUGUAGAUAUGACAAUAGGCACCCCUAAGUCAACUUCCCGAGGAGUUUCACCAAGCUCCUCAACUCAUAGCCUCGGCUCAUCACCCGCUUCCUCCGUUGGCCAUAACCUUUAUGACAAAUCCCAUAGCAGUACAAAAAUAGUCAAGGCCUCUGGAAAACCCAUACAGAAAUCUGGCUACAAAACGCUUUCCCCAAAUGUACCCUCAGAAAAUCACCUCAAAGUUACCACAAGGUUGAAAAUGAAUGAUAAAAGAUCUCCAAGUAGCUCGGGAAAGGAAUCGGAGGAUGAGAGUUAUGUACAGUUCAAGCCAAGUAAAGCAAUGCCAAUCGGAGUCACUGUUUUUGAUGAUAAUUCCUACAAGACACAGGAAUACGGUUUAAAAUCCCGACCGAACAUUAAAGUACAACAUGGUUACAGUAAAUCUUAUGAUUCAGCCAUUUUUAGUCCGGAAAUGGCUGCUGGAAUGAGCGAUUCUACUAAUGACUACCAAGGCGGCGGAAAGUACCGACAUGAGGAAAAGCAUAGGAGUAAAACAAAUGAAGGUUUAUGUGUUCGCAAGAAAAUCAAUACAGAUAAGGAAAAGGCUUUAAGCCGUAAAUAUAGUUCAAAAAGUGAAAAGGAAUUGGUUAAAUCCCCAGGGUUAGAAUCUAGAUUACGAAAAGGUAAUAAUCAUGGUGGAGUUACUCCCCCUAAUAAAACAUCAAGAAGCCACAGUCCUACGAUAGAAAAGAAAUUGGACUAUACCAGUAUGCCGGAUGAUGAUCUUUUCUCAAAUAAAAUGUUUACAAACAAAAACACCCAACCAGAAGUGAAGAAAGAUGAUGGUGUUUAUCUUGAAUAUCUGCCUGGCGAUCCAGCUACCUCAACAAGUGUUUAUAACAGUAAAGUCAGUGGAACCAGCAAAAGUGGCGUAAAGAACAGUGUAGCUAAUAAAGGUGUAGAUAGGAUCGAUAAAGCAGAUAAAAUUGGAGAUAGAAUCGGUCCCAAGUCACCUAAUCUUGAAGCUAGAAUGGAGCAACCUAGAAGGGUGUUUCCAGAUAGAGAGUAUUGUGAGAUUGAUUUUCCGGGACAAGUUGAACAGGAUAAACUUGUGAACGAGCAAGGGAACCCAGAUCACGUUAUAAACAAGAAUGAAAGUGAAAGACUUAGUAACGCUAGUAGGAAAGGUGGUGAAAAUCAGACUCCCAAAAGGACAAAUAGUUCUAGAAAAUCAAGUGAAGGUUUUGCUACAAGGAAGCAUAGCGAAAGUUCUGUUAAAACAUUGGAUGAUUCAAAUGGAAGCAAGAAUGGUGGUGUUGAAAAAACGCCUAAGAAAUCUUCUGAAAGUCAAUUAACGGGUAAAGGUGAAAGUGAUAUGUUAAAACCAAGUUCUGAUUACAUGGAGGCGGACCCAGCCCCUUUGAAAGCAUCGCCAUUGAGAAUAGUGAAAGAAAAAGAAAGAAGUCAUGAGAGUUCACCUACAAAAGUUAAGAAGAAGGGAACAUCUGAUGAUUUCUCUUACAUGGACUUUGACCCAGCUUCUGAUAAAGAUACAGGGGCCGGAAAGGAGGAAAAAAGUGAAAGUAUUACAACUCCGCAACGUGUGAAAUCAUAUAUCGCUCAUUCUGUUGUGGCUGAGGACAUUGGUAAAGAUGAUGAAAUAUUUGUUAAUACUGCUUCGAAUAAGGUAAUGAUAGGUGGCUCUAAUCAAGGAAGAUCUUUAAGCGAUAAUGAUAGACUGACACGGAAGGAAAGUGAUGUGGAUAGUGGGAUAACCUUUACAUGUAGCGCACGGAGCAAUACCAGUACUGAGCAGAAAGGUGGAAAGACUGAAUUGUACAGAUCAGUCUCUCAGCAAAGUGGAAACAACUCUGAAAGUAUUGACCUUGGUCAAAGAGGAGAGAGCUUGAGUGAUGUAACAACAGGAAUUGAUAGACAGACCUCCCAAAGUAGUAUAAGUAGUGCUCAUUCAACAAGGAAAAGUUCACAAGACAGUAUGGGCUUCCAUAGAAUGAGCUCACAGAGCUCACAUGAAAGUGUGUCUUCUGUAAGAAAGUUGUCACAAGACAGUUCGACAGGAUUAGUGCGGAAACCUUCUCAGAGUUCACAAGAAAGUAUAGGCUCUGUGAAAUUGUAUUCUCUAGAUAAAGCUCAUAGGCAGAUGGUCGUUAAGUCUACAAUGCCUGUCGCUCAAGAAGGGCAGCCGAUUCAGGAUGAAGGUUACUGUGACAUUGAUUAUGAGAAAGUGUUGAUUGAAAAAGAUAAAGCCAUCUCGAACCCAUGUACCACAAAGAUGCACCAUAGGUCAGGGAGCAAUUCUAGCUCCAAUAGCGACAGAAGUCGUAAAGUGUUGGACAGUAUGACGAGUGAAGACGAGAUACCGAUGCCAGACCCAGCACGAAGUUUCAUCGGUGAAUUACCUGUCCCUGAUAAUACUGUAAGCUUUAUAGCAGACGACACUGGUGAGGGGGCAUCAGGCUUACAAUGUAGUGUAGGGUCUCCGAUGAAACCUCCACUUGGGGGUAGAAGGUCCUCCCCUGGGCUUGUCAAGGAUAGUGAUGUAUUAAGGGGGAGUAUGCCUGGGAGAAAUUUGGGAAACGGGAGUCAGGGUAAUGUUCAUGUAGCCGGAGUUUCCAGGCAGACUAGUGUUCCUACAGGACCCAGCAAAAGUCCGCGUACUAGUGGCGAAAUUCAGAUUUCUGGAAGAACGAGACACCCAAGUGGUCCUGCUGUAAUGUCGACUCAGUACGGAAAAUCUGGGAACGGUUUAAGAGGACCUGGGCAAAAUACAAGUAGCUUAGAGCCUUUGGUUUCCGUACUGGAAUUACACAAGCAGAAAAGUAUGCCGUGUAUGAAUAUUCCUGUGUUUGAGAAAGUGCCGAACGUUUCUGAACUUCUACAAGAUUCAGGUCACCCAAGUCGGCACAGUUUUUCAGAUCUGACACAGUAUGAAGAAAUGUCUUUUCCUGCUGAUAAACUGGGACAGAAAAGUCAGACAAAGUGUACAUCUCAGCAGCAUUUAAAUGAAGUGGCAAGUAAAACCUCAAAUGAGCUUCAUUAUGCUGAUCUAGAGUUGAACAAUUCCAAGGAAAACGUCCAUGAUAAAUCUCCUCGUGUAAAAAGUAGGCAUACCUCGUCCAAUGAUGACAUAACACAAGGGACAGUCUCGUACGCAGAAAUAGAUUAUCAGAAAACUGAAAAUUUGAAAAUGGGCAGUGAUGUUAAAUUUACAUUAUAACAUUGUGUGUUACAUCAGAUCUAUUUAGUCUGUGUUGUAGAAAGAAGUUUUUUCAUCUUUUUUUUUCUUUCUAGAAUUGUAUUUUGAUUAUAGACAUUGUAUUUAUUAUUAAGAGGAUUAGGUGGUACAAUUUUGCUUUAAAGCAACUUAUACUUUUCAAGUGAAAAUAAUGAUUAAACUGAUUUAAAGGGUGACUGUUUUUGAGAAGGUAUUGAUAAUGAUCUGAUCUAACCUGAUUCAUCAGUUUUUGUCCAAACUUUUAUUAAGUAAGUAUUAAAUAUUGGUUAGAGUUUGUUAAUAUGCAUUCACCAAUUUAAGUAAUGGUUAAAUAUAGUAUAUAUACUUUUAAAAAUAAAUGGUUUGAUGUGACGCAGUCACAUUCAUUUUAUGUCAGUACCUACAAACAAUUUUUACAAACAAAGUUGUUUAGCUGUCUACAUUAUAUUGUGUACACCACCCAGUAACUGGGCCAGCCAAUGCUUAUUUCUAUUGCUUAACCUGAUUAAAAUCAAUUAAAGGUAACAGCUGAUUUACAUAAAUAAAUGUAUUAUUAAAAUUGAAAAAUAUUGCCUUUUCAUUGGACAAGAUAUAAAGCUGACCACUAAAUGUGGUAAGGCCCAGCACAGUACACACUAUUAACCAACUAUACUUGAUUUGUCUACGGGCCCAGCCUCUGUUUUAAUCUCUUGACUCACCUGAUUAAAUCAAUAAUGACUGAUGGCUGAUUUAACAAAAUAAUUGUACAGCACAUUUGAAAAAUACUCCCAUCCUAUUGGUAACAAAAGAUAAUGUUGAACACUCAAUAAAAUUGGAAAUUGAAUAAAAUCACAAGCAUGAGUAAUUUCUUUGUUCAAUCUGAUUUCAAUUGGUUUACACAAAUAUGACUUUUUCUGGAAGCACCAUUCUGCCCUUACGGAGAUGAACAUGGGCACUCUUCUGCCUUCAUAGAAUGAAGAAUUUCUUUGAAUUAAAAAUUAGAGUAAGAUUAUAUUUACAUAAAAACUGUACAUAUUUGGCACUUUAAACCUUUUAUGACUUAAAAUAAACACCAUUUCUAAUUUUUGUUGUCCAAUUCAUAAUGAUCAAGUUCUUCACAGCCUUAUACAAUGCGCUAUUUUCUGCCUUAACACCCUGUCCCUCUUCUGCAGCACCCUGUCCUUUUUAAAUCGUGGCUAAAACCCUUUAUUACAUGAUUUAAUUUACUGAAUUGAUAAAAUAUAUAUAUAUAUAUUCUGUUAGGUGUGUUUAUUAUGAAAAAAAUCAUAGAUUAUAUAGUUAUAUGCAUGUUGUUCCUACGUUCAUGGACUUUUGAAUAUCAUAAUAAUUCUAUUAAGCGUCUUGUACUGUUUGUAAAAUGCUUUCAUUGUUCAAGUUUUAUUAUCAUUGAUAUAUCCAUCAACAAGAUCAAAUCAUUGAUUAAUAAUGAUAACUACGUAAGCUAUGAUUAUUCAUUAUAAAUCAUGAUUACUUAGCUAUGAUUAUGUCAUUAUAAAUCAUGAUUAACAAUGAUUACUAAGCUAUGAUUUUGUCAUUAUAAAUCAUGAUUACUUAGCUAUGAUUAUGUCAUUAUAAAUCAUGAUUAACAAUGAUUACUAAGCUAUGAUUUUGUCAUUAUAAAUCAUGAUUACUUAGCUAUGAUUAUGUCAUUAUAAAUCAUGAUUAACAAUGAUUACUAAGCUAUGAUUAUGUCAUUAUAAAUCAUGAUUACUUAGCUAUGAUUAUGUCAUUAUAAAUCAUGAUUAACAAUGAUUACUAAGCUAUGGUUAUGUCAUUAUAAAUCAUGAUUAAUAAUGAUACUAAGCUAUGUUUAUGUCAUUAUAAAUCAUGAUUACUUAGCUAUGGUUAUGUCAUUAUAAAUCAUGAUUAAUAAUGAUUACUAAGCUAUGUUUAUGUCAUUAUAAAUCAUGAUUACUUAGCUAUGGUUAUGUCAUUAUAAAUCAUGAUUAAUAAUGAUGACUAAGCUAUGUUUAUGUCAUUAUAAAUCAUGAUUACUUAGCUAUGGUUAUGUCAUUAUAAAUCCUGAUUUAUAAUGAUUACUUAGCUAUGAUUAUGUCAUUAUAAAUCAUGAUUACUUAGCUAUGGUUAUGUCAUUAUUAUAAAUCAGGAUUUAUAAUGAUUACUUAGCUAUGAUUAUGUCAUUAUAAAUCAUUAUUAAUCAUGAUUACUAAGCCAUGGUUAUGUCAUAAAUCAUGAUUAAAUCAUGAGUAUUACUAAGCUAAGUUAAGGCAUUAUAAAUCAUGAUUAGUAAAUGAUUAUUACCUAGCUAUGGUUGUGUCAUUAAAAAUCAUGAUUAGUAAUGAUUAUAACUAAGCUAUGAUAAUGUCAAUAUAAAUCGGGAUUAAUAAUGAUUACUAAGAUAUGGUUAUGUCAUAAAUCAUGAGUAUUACUAUGCUACAGUUAUGUCAUUAUAAAUUUUGAAUUAGUAUUAUAACUAAGCUAUGGUUAUGUCAUUAUAAAUCAUCAUUAAUAAAUGAUUAUUACUUAGCUAUAGUUGUCAUUAUAAAUCAUGAUUACUAAGUUAUGGUUAUCAAACAAUUAAGUGUCAUGUUUGUUUAUUAUUCUAAGUAUUGAUUUUGAUAGCUUUGUGAUAUGAAGUGCAUAUUUAAAGAUAUUGUUUAGUGCAUAAUGCUUUUAUUUGUAUAAAUAAAAUGGAGUGGGGUGUAGUUGAUCUGCAUGUUACAUAUAUUGUUAAGCUUCAAGUUACGGGGUACUUUGUUUAAUCAUGAAGGGUUUGUUAUAGAUUUUAAUUUAUUGGUGUACUUUUUUUAUUUUUAAUCAAAAUGAAUGUGCCGGAUGAUUGACAUUUAAUAGUUAGAUGUAACAUUUUUUUCUCCUCUUAUUACACUAACACAAUCUUCAAAGCCUUAAAAUACUGUAUGACUAGACAUUCACAUGAAACUUCAUUCACAUGUUGCCAGACGCAAUGCCAACAUGUGUAACAAGGGCAAUAACUCUGGCUUUGAGAGCUGUUUAAUGGUAAAGGUGUUGGCUUCUCCCACCAGAGAUCAUGGAUUUGAUCCCAACCCAUUAAACCAACUUGAGAGAGAUUCAUACCAUCUUACAGCUUUCUUUAAAAUCAAGCUAAAAUGAUUUAUUAUAAACUAACAUGCUUUUGAUGCAAUUUAAAGCUUCUAAAAUACACUAAAAAGGACUUAUUUUCAUAUAAAAAUAAUUUUAUAAUCCAUUUGUAGUGUCUUAUUCAAGUUAUGGGGAGGCCCUAGCAAAAUCCACUAUAUUCAAUCAAACUUGGUAUGUUUCAUUUUAUAAUAUUUGUGAGGUCUGUUUCAAGUUGUAGGGGACCCUAACUAAAUCCCCUAUUUUUAAUCAGACUUGGUAUGUUUCAUUUUAUAAUAUUUGUGAGGUCUGUUUCAAGUUGUAGGAGACCCUAACUAAAUCCCCUAUUUUCAAUCAAACUUGGUAUGUUUUAUUUAAUAAAGGACACAUAGGAAAAACGCCAGCAGCCAAUUGUAUAAGACCUUGAUAAGUUGUCCACAGGUUACCUUUUGGCAGAUUUACACAUUUAAAGUAUUUGAUUGGUCGAUACUAAUUAUUAGAUAAAUACUGACCAAUCAAUGAACAUUUUGGCUAUUAACUUUAACCCAAACAAAAGAGUUAUCCAGUUUUAUAAAAUUUGCUGCAGAAGUUAGUACAAAUAAGGAAGUUUUGCAUUGAAUAUGCUACUAGAGGGGAUGACUGAGACAUGGUGCUUGAAGCUGCAUUCUCACCGAUUGACUGUUGGGCAACUUUUUAUUUUUUGUCUUGGAAUGGACUAAUUUUUGUGUAAAAGUCUGGAAACCAGUGGUAUAAGACUUCUGUCAAAAGAUCACAUCACAGUGUUUAUAUGUAUGUUUGAAAUUUAAUGUUUUAUGGCUAAAAGCGUUCCUAACGCUUUAAGAAAAGAUGAUUUUGUUUUAUAAAUUUUAAUUUUUGAAGGUAAAUUUAUAUGAAAACCUGCCAUCUGAUCUUUUGUCAGCAGUCUUAAAUCACUGGUUUCCAGACAUUUAUGCCAAAAUGGCGGAUUCAAAGUUCAAAGAAUAAAAAGUUGCCGAAACGGUCAAUCUGUGAGAGUGCAGCUUUAAUGACAUUAUAUAAAGAAACUGAUAGAACCUUUCUUGCCUGCCACUUUUGAAGAUCUUCAAUUUUUUUCAUUCACUAUUUAUUUAGAAAUCUUUGUACAGGUAUGAUUGACGGCAAUGUUGUUAACUUGUAAAUGCUUUUGAAUGAAAGUCAUUAUUAUUAAGUAUUGUAUAAUAUUUGUUUAAUCAAAUUGUAUUGUAUUAAUUGAUACCUUAAGACUUGUUAGUGACUUUAUGACUGGUUGUUGAUGUACAUUGAAUGUACCAUAUAUAAUCAUGCUACAAUUCAUGUUUGUAUCUCUGAAUAAAGGCAUUGUUUAUUGUUA
Mya arenaria is the source of this 10607-nucleotide messenger RNA. RefSeq lists its product as uncharacterized. Gene Ontology annotation, cellular component: cytosol; plasma membrane. Gene Ontology annotation, molecular function: insulin receptor binding; phosphatidylinositol 3-kinase binding. The record is from RefSeq and is a predicted model, not a curated record. Bases 428 to 6205 code for a protein of 1925 amino acids. NCBI's taxonomy places the organism in Eukaryota, Metazoa, Mollusca, Bivalvia, Myida, Myidae. The transcript is spliced from 11 exons. Gene Ontology annotation, biological process: insulin receptor signaling pathway.